GCUACAUUUCCUACAUGUUAAGCUAUCUUCGUCGUUUCAGCAUUUAUAAAAUAUUUAAAUUUUAACGCGUAGAAUAAAACAUUCGAAAAAAUGUGGACCGUUGACAAGUUUUUAAUAUUUGAGCUAGAAACUGGUGGACAAUUUUGGGGAUGGCUUGGAAUCAUCAUUAAUACAAUAAGUGUAGUUUUAUUAUUCUUGACAAUCCUAUUUUUGAACUCAAUCACCUGUGAUGAUGUUUUGACAUUUUUGAAGGAACUAAAUGCUAAUGAUGGAUUGUCAUAUGAGCAAUGUCAAGCAUUGCAUGUUGGCAUCAAGGGAUUCAUAAUAAUCUCCAUACUUUUGCUAAUGGUUGGCUUGAUACUUCUGACUCUUCUGGUUCUAGGAAUUAAAAACAGAAAUCAUUGCCAGAUACUUCCCGCUGCCAUUGCUCAAGGAAUUGAUGCUGUAAUAAUCCUCAUUUUUGCACCAUUUUCAGGAUCAUUUAGAUCUUUUCUAUUUUUAACUUUUGUCGGCGUCAUUUGGUUCUAUAUGUUCGUAGUUUUGAUUUCAUUGUAUAAGAAGAUUAAGGAUGAGAAAAGAGGAGCUUACAAUGCACAGAUUGGAAAGAUUUUCAGCAUAAUUCCAAUUGUGUUCUCAAUAAUCUUGUUCCUUAUUGGCUUGUUCAUGUCAUGUGAUAAUGUUCAAAAGAUUAUUGAAAGACUUCCAGAAGAAAACGAUUUGAAUUGCUUUACUGCAAAAAUUGGUUUUGGAGUCUUCUUGAUUAUUGUUAUUGCUGUGUACGCAGUUUUUUAUUACAUCUAUAAUCUCCUCAUUAGAGGCAUCAAUAAUCGUAACCACAGCCAAGUUUGUCCAGCACUUAUUUGUGAAGUUCUUUCAGUUGUUUUUUGCAUACUAGGAGUGAUAUUUUCAAAAGCAAUUGGAUGGAUCAUUUACUACGUCAUUGGAAGCAUUUUUUCGUUGUAUGUUACAAUUGUCCUUUACUCAAUUUAUGCAAAUAUUAAGAGCGGGAAAAGCAAUCCACAAGUUGCACAAUAUUCAGGGCCAUAGAAUAAUGUUUUGAUUAGCUUUAAUAUAAAAAAAUUAUUUAAAAGUUUUAUUAUUGAUCAAUUUUGAGAGAAGCCUAAUCCUACCACAGGAUCAAUGCUCAGCCUAGUAAAUGUAAGUGAAAGUGUUCCUAAAAUCAAAAAAAAUAUCCUCAUAAAUUUUAUUUAAAAUAAAAAUUACGAA
Chironomus riparius is the source of this 1227-nucleotide messenger RNA. Lineage: Eukaryota; Metazoa; Arthropoda; Insecta; Diptera; Chironomidae. The record is from the annotation of a GenBank genome assembly.